Molecule: messenger RNA, 570 nt
Organism: Corticium candelabrum
Lineage: Eukaryota; Metazoa; Porifera; Homoscleromorpha; Homosclerophorida; Plakinidae
Product: caspase-2-like
Exons: 1
Coding region: 54-371 (105 amino acids)
Biological process (GO): regulation of apoptotic process
Source: RefSeq, a predicted model, not a curated record
GGUUACCUCAUCGAGCGGCACGCGUGCUUCCCUUCUGGCGCAGGCUUUGGAGUAUGGCUGGCGACAGUGGACUAGGCCCCGAUCCUUCCUGGGAAAAGUAUUUGAAGCCCAAAAUGGUUAAAGUAGCUGAACAGCUGUGUCCACGUCGACACAACCUUGUCCCUCGACUGUACGCUGCGGACCUUAUCAAUAGCGAUGAAGAGCAGGAGUUCAGUUUGUCACAAGAAGCAGACACGAAACUGGCACUGAAGAUAUUACGCGUGCUUCGUAAACAAGGCCCUGGAUCGUUUGACAAAUUCUGUGACGUGCUUCGAGAUGUUGAAGAUGGAUCAUUAUGUGAUGUCGAGAGGGUUCUUCGUCCACGUCCUUAGAAUUAUUAUUAAUUAAGGCAAGACGUUAUCAAACUGAAUUGGUGUAGACUACAUCGGUAAUGUGUUCGUCUCUAGUGCCAUCUGGCACUAUUAGCGUUUGUCUCUAGAAAUCUUAAAUUUUUGUAGCGGACUGAUUCAUUAGCUAGUUUGUUUUGCGGAUAAUGAAUUGAGUACACGUUAAAGUACAUUGUGAAAUCUA